Molecule: messenger RNA, 280 nt
Organism: Drosophila suzukii
Lineage: Eukaryota; Metazoa; Arthropoda; Insecta; Diptera; Drosophilidae
Source: RefSeq, a predicted model, not a curated record
ACUGCUUUCAAUUCGAGUUUCCACUGGCAAAUAUGAAGUUACUGGCUCUUUUCGUUACCAUUCUGGGUGUGGUGGCCGUGGUCCACGGUCAGGCGGAAGAAAAGUCCAAGAACACGAAUCACAAUGUGAUCGUCAUUGGAGCCAACAAAGGUGCACCAGCUCCUGCUGACGGGACUGCGCAACCUGCAGCUAAUCCGCGGCAACAAUACCCUCAUGCCUUAUAAAGCUGUCCAGGCCAAUUUAUUUAUAAUAAAACGGAGCCCAUAUAACUUCAUACAUA